Molecule: messenger RNA, 577 nt
Organism: Tinamus guttatus (white-throated tinamou)
Lineage: Eukaryota; Metazoa; Chordata; Aves; Tinamiformes; Tinamidae
Gene: AK6
Product: adenylate kinase 6
Cellular component (GO): cytoplasm; nucleus
Molecular function (GO): ATP hydrolysis activity; ATP binding; AMP kinase activity
Source: RefSeq, a predicted model, not a curated record
AUGAGGCGGCCCAAAGUGCUGCUCACCGGUACUCCCGGUGUUGGGAAAACCACGCUGGGCAAAGAGCUGGCCGCCAGAGCGGGGCUCGUCUACGUUAACGUAGGUGACCUGGCUAAAGAAGGAGAACUGUAUGAAGGCUUUGAUGAGGAAUAUGGAUGUCCAAUUUUGGAUGAGGACAGAGUAAUUGAUGAACUAGAAGACAAAAUGAAUGAGGGUGGAGUUAUUAUCGAUUAUCAUGGCUGUGAUUUUUUCCCAGAAAGGUGGUUUCAUAUAGUAUUUGUACUUCGUACAGAAAAUUCAGUUUUGUAUGACAGACUUGAAAGCAGGGGCUACAAAGGAAAAAAACUGCAGGACAAUAUUCAGUGUGAAAUUUUUCAGACACUUUAUGAGGAAGCCAUGUCAUCUUAUAGAGAGGAAAUUGUGCAUCAGUUACCCAGCAACACUCCAGAGGACCUAGAGAGAAAUUUGGAUCAGAUUAUGCAAUGGAUUGAGCAAUGGAUGAAAGACAACAAUUGACAUCUGGAAGAAAAGUAACUCCUUUCGUGGAGGGGUUUAAUAAGUGACAUUCAUAAUUCUU